Molecule: messenger RNA, 1786 nt
Organism: Xenopus laevis (African clawed frog)
Lineage: Eukaryota; Metazoa; Chordata; Amphibia; Anura; Pipidae
Gene: erg.L
Product: v-ets avian erythroblastosis virus E26 oncogene homolog L homeolog
Biological process (GO): regulation of transcription by RNA polymerase II; cell differentiation; regulation of DNA-templated transcription
Cellular component (GO): nucleus
Molecular function (GO): DNA binding; DNA-binding transcription factor activity, RNA polymerase II-specific; DNA-binding transcription factor activity
Source: RefSeq, marked provisional
CUUCUCUCUUGGGCCAGCAGCGUUUACAGACCUGGAUCUGGUCUUGUUUUUUCUUUUAAAUAAUAGAAUCUUUGUAAAUAUCCUAUUAAUACAUUUAAAAUCAGCUAACUGGACCACAUCAUUUGAUUUAUCUUCUGACCCGGAGUAGCCAGAAAAACAAGAGAUUUGCUACUAAGGAAGCUGAUUGUUUUCUCGUUGGGUGUAAUAGAGAUUAAGGUGUUCUGGUUUAGCACAUAUCAAUGUAGCUAUCGAUGCCAAACUACAGCCAAAGCAAAAGAAAGAAAAGGAUGAGAAUUUGGAUUUUAAAGGAUCAGGAAAAAUGCAACACAUGGCAUUCAUCCCAACCUACGAGGAUUAUAGUAAUGAAGCUCUUUCAGUGGUGAGUGAAGAUCAGUCGUUAUUCGAGUGCACCUACGGAACGCCACAUCUUACUAAAACGGAGAUGACCGCAUCUUCCUCCAGUGACUAUGGGCAAACCUCGAAAAUGAGUCCACGUGUGCCUCAACAAGACUGGCUCUCACAGCCUCCAUCCAGGGUGACCAUCAAGAUGGAAUGCAACCCUAGUCAAGUCAAUGGAUCAAGGAGCUCCCCGGAUGACUGCAGUAUAGGAAAAGGAAGCAAAAUGGGUGGAGGGUCGGAUAAUGUUGGAAUGAAUUAUGGCAGCUACAUAGAAGAAAAACACAUUCCUCCCCCAAACAUGACAACCAAUGAGAGGAGAGUGAUUGUACCUGCUGACCCUACUUUGUGGAGCACAGAUCAUGUCAGACAGUGGCUAGAGUGGGCAAUAAAAGAAUACGGCCUUCCAGAUGUCGAUGUGCUCCUGUUCCAAAACAUCGACGGGAAGGAAUUAUGCAAGAUGACCAAAGAAGAUUUCCAUCGACUCACGCCAAGCUACAAUGCUGAUAUCCUCCUCUCGCAUCUUCACUACCUCAGAGAAACUCCUCUUCCACAUUUGACUUCAGAUGAUGUUGAUAAGGCCUUACAAAACUCUCCACGGUUAAUGCAUGCUAGAAAUACAGGAGGUGCCUCUUUUAUUUUCCCAAACUCAUCCGUUUAUCAAGACGCAAACCAAAGAAUCCCCAGCAGGCAAGAUUUAUCAUAUGAGCCCUCAAGGAGAUCUGCUUGGACAAAUCAUCCUGCACCACCAUCAAAAGCAUCUCAACCAUCUACCACAGUUCCCAAAACAGAAGACCCCAGGCCACAGCUAGAUCCUUAUCAGAUUCUUGGGCCAACAAGCAGCCGACUUGCAAAUCCAGGAAGUGGGCAGAUUCAGCUCUGGCAAUUCUUACUGGAACUGCUUUCGGAUAGUUCCAACUCCAACUGCAUUACUUGGGAAGGAACCAAUGGAGAAUUUAAGAUGACCGAUCCUGAUGAAGUGGCAAGACGUUGGGGGGAGAGGAAAAGCAAACCCAACAUGAACUAUGAUAAGCUCAGCCGUGCACUUCGUUACUACUACGAUAAAAAUAUUAUGACUAAAGUCCAUGGCAAGCGCUAUGCUUACAAAUUUGAUUUUCAUGGGAUUGCUCAAGCUCUUCAACCUCAUCCUCCAGAAUCAACUAUGUACAAGUAUCCCUCAGAACUUCCAUAUAUGAGCUCAUACCAUGCACAUCCACAGAAGAUGAACUUUGUUGCCCCCCAUCCGCCAGCUUUACCUGUGACAUCGUCAAGUUUCUUUGCAGCCCCUAAUGCAUACUGGAAUUCACCAACUGGAAGUAUUUAUCCAAAUACUCGGCUGCCAGCUAGCCAUAUGUCUUCUCAUCUUGGAACCUACUAUUAAAUCAAGAUC